Ostreococcus lucimarinus CCE9901 is the source of this 1863-nucleotide messenger RNA. RefSeq lists its product with no specific name. The record is from RefSeq and is a predicted model, not a curated record. Bases 1 to 1863 code for a protein of 620 amino acids. NCBI's taxonomy places the organism in Eukaryota, Viridiplantae, Chlorophyta, Mamiellophyceae, Mamiellales, Bathycoccaceae. The transcript has a single exon.
AUGGGACGCUCGACGACGCGCGGGACGUCGCGCGACGGCGCGUUCGACGCGCGGUUCUGGAUCGAGCGCGACGAGGACGCGCUCGCGUCGACGUCCGUCGUCGCCGGCGCGGACGGCGCGGCGAUCGAGAUCGAACGACGGACGGUGACCGCGCGCGGCGUCGACGCGAGCGCGACGCCGUACGCGCUCGCGCGAGGCGCGCGAGGCGGAGGCGCGAGGGCGCUGUUGGUGUACACGCACGGCACGGGAUCGAGCAAGGAGGAAGUGCUGGAUCGGGCGCGGGCGUACGCGCGCGAGGGGUGGGAUUGCGCGGUGUUCGACGCGGUGGGACACGGCGAGCGAGCGCGCGGCGAGGACGACGCGUACGGACGCGUCUUGGCGGAGGCGUACGAUCGAAUUGAGCGCUCGGGAGAGACGCGCGAGCGGUACGGGAACUCGCCGUACGUCGUGGACGGCGCGAUAGAUUGCCUGCGGGUGGCGCGCGCGGCGUUGGGGAACGCGCCGGGGACGACGCGAGCGUGCUUCGCGGGCGAGAGCUUGGGCGGGAUGUACGCGGCGUGCGCCGCCGCGGGAUGGUCGCUAGAUUGGGGGUUUAAGCUCGUCGCGUGCGCGCCGAUGAUUGGAUUUUCGAGUUUUUCGUACGGCGUCGAACACGAGCGAUGGUUCGCGCGCGCGAUCUCGCUGCCGAAGCGCCUGUGGUCGCGCGUCUCCGACGGCGCGAGAGAGACGCCGACGCUCGCCGACGUCAAGGAUUUUUAUUCGCGCGUGUGUCCGGAUAUUUGCGGCGGUUCUCGCGACGGCGCUCGAGUGUUGGCGCGCAUUCGAGCGAAACGGGUGCACUUUUGCGCGGUGAACGGGUCGGACGACGCGAGAAAUCCUAUGGAGGGCGUGAUGGAGGCGUUCGCCGAGCAACCGUCGCGUGCGAAACAGUACGGCGCUCGAGCGCAGUGCACGAUCGUCGCGCAAAAGGGCGUGGGACACGAGAUCACGGACGCCAUGCGCGACGUCGUGCGAACGUUUCUCACCAACGUCGCCGCGAAUUUCGUGGAACCAGAGGCGAUGACGUUCGACGAUAAAAUUUGGGACGUCGUCUCGAACGAAGUCGCGGAGAACGUUCGCGAGCCCCUUCGCGCGAAGCUUGAAUCGUGGGCAAACGGUGGCAUAGAUCUCGCGUCGUACCUCGACGACGCCGAUCGCGAAUUUUUGUCCGACCCAGCGUCGAGCGUCGCGCUCGCGUCCGAAGGCGUCGACGCCGUCGUGGCUUUGAUAGAAAAAGCGCGCGAGCGCGCCGAAGUAAAGUACGUCUCGCCAUUCGAGAUUGCGAAGCGCGAGAAAGCCGAAAGGCUCGUUCGCGAACGCGAAGAAGCCGAGGAAGCAGAACGACGACGUCGAGUGGCUGAGCGAGAGGCAGAGCGAGAGGCGGAGCGCCGCCGCGUCGAAGAAGCCGAAGCGCGCCGACUCGCCGCCGAAGCCGAGCGCGUCGAACGCGCUCGUCUCCAGGCGGAAGAGGCGGAAAGACGGCGCGUCGAAGCAGAAAACGCCGAGCGCGCGCGUUUGGAGCGCGAAGAGCUCGCCCGUGAACGCGAGUUGGAGGCGGAAAAGAAGCGAGCCGAAGAGGCAGCCGAGCGCGCUCGAAAAGAGGCGGAAGAAACGCGGCGAGUCGAAGGUUUGGCUCGCGUUCGCGCAUUGCUGACGAAGAAGAAUUCUGUCAAGGAAGAGAUGAAGGCGAGCGCGAAGGAACGCGUGAGUGAUAAGUUAAAGGUGAGGCAGGCGUCGAUAAGCGAGAGGUUGAUGCGGUUGAAAAGCAGUCACUCGCGUCGUCUGCAAGAGGAGGAAGAUAGCGAGAGGAAUGGAUUGAUUUAA